AUGGCGCCGAGAAUCACUGUCGAGACAAUGCGAGACUCCGGUCAGAAGGACAGGAUGUUAUUGACCCGUGGUCGUGGCAGAGUCGGAGUCGUGACAGAAGGAAAGGAAAAGCAAAAUGAGAACGGUCAAUGCUGGUAUGUGCAGAGCAUCAUUAUUAUUUUGUUCAUCUUCUCUAUUGACGCUUAUACGUAUGGCGCUCCUUUCGACGAAUCGGAAUGGGUAUCCGGAAAAUGGAGGAUCGGGAAAUUCGGAAGGGAACGAAACUCGAAGGAGAGGAAUCCAUUCGUUUGGAUGCGCAAUUCUGAGCAGAAAAGAAAUGAAUCGAAUGUGGAAUAUCUACAAUGGCUUGUGAAAAAUUGGAAAGAUAAUGGCGAGAAGAAUAGAAAUAUAAAUAGGGAGAAACUUUUCAUUGCUUUAAAUUUACCACGGUUAAAAAACAAAUCCGAUUCUUCCGAUACCAGCUCCGAUUCCGAAGAAACAAAACUGAGAAUUUUAUCUAAUAAGAAGAAAUGGAAUUUCGUGGGGCAAAAAUCGAACGAAAAAAAUAAAAAGCAGAAGGAGGAAGGGGAAGAGGAAGAAUCUAUGGAGAAAAUGUCUGACGAAUUAAGUAUUCGUAAAAAAAGAUUUUCCGACGAAAAAGAUUCUCGUGAAAGAAAUUCUGAUAAAAAUGAUCAUCGUGAAAAUAAUUUUUUCGAAUCGACGGAUGAAACUGAUUCGAGCUCGUCUGAAAGAUCAAAUGAAUAUUUUGAUUCAAGAGAAAAAAAAAGGAAUUCAGAGGAUUCAGAGGAAUACGAUAGUCGCAAAAGUUCGAGUUCUAGUUCCAGUUCGUGGGAAUUUGAUAGCAAUGAAGAAAAAUUCAAUGAUUAUUUAAAAGAUUUGUUAAAGAAAAACCAAUAUUAUAAGGAAAUAACCGAAAUGUUGAAAAAUUACAAAACAGAUGUUUAUUAUGAGAGAUUGUAUAAAUGGAAUAAAGUUAAGUAUCUGGAAUGGAGGAAAAACAUAAAACUAAAGAAUAAAAUAUUGGACGAAAAGGAAAAUUUAAGUAUGGAGAUAUUAAGGAGAAUUUGUAACGUAUCGACCAACAUUAAACGUAAAGAACAAGAAAAUCGAUUAAAAAACUGCAUAGGAUUUUACAUAUCUACGAAGGAUGAAUUUAAUUUUACAGCGGAUUUAUCAGUUUAUUUUGAGGAUACGAAAAUUAAAAUAGAUGGUGAAGAAUCGCCUUCUAACAAAGGUUCCAAUAAUGGAUAUAUACGUACAACUGAAGGAAUGAAAAAUUUUUCGACAAACGAAGAAAAAUCUUUCGACAAUGGAAACAGAGAUGAAACUAUUGACGGCGAACAAAAAGGAAAAGAAGAACAAGAAGAAGAAACAAAGUCUAGUUCGCGAAAAGAUGAAAUAGACAACGAUGAGAAGCCAACAGAUCGAAACUUUGAUAAUGUGACACAAGUAACAUGGUUUUCACAGAUUGGGACCGAAGAAAGAACACAAACAUCGAAAAAUGAAAAUUUAACAAAUUUUGAGAACAAUACGAAUAGGUGGGAAGAUUCGAAUGUAAUUUGGAGUACAACUCCUCGUAAAUAUUUAGAAAUUGAAUCUUCUGAAGCAUCGGAAAAUCGAUCGACGAUUUUCGAAGCAUCGAAUGUUAGGGAUAAUGAUCGAAACAACGAUUUGGAUAAGAAUACAUACGUACCGAGCAAUAAUGAAAAUGAGAAUAUACGACAAUCCGAUAAUACCGAAUCAAAUGGAUCGAAGGAUUUAAAUAUUAGUGAAUUCACGGUGAUUUCAGCAAAUCGAACAAUUUCCCGAUCAACUUCACGAAUCGAAGCUUCUACGAUAUGGGCGAAAGAUGGACUGUCUACAAUAUCGAGUAUCAAAUUUGAAACAAUUGAUAAUAACGAUAAUUUUACUACAUCCAGCGACACUAACUUUACAAUUGCAGCAAGCAAUGAUAUAAAUAAUAACGAAUCGUUCAAUGAUGAUAAUAAUGUACAGCCAAAUCCUAGUUCCGAUAAAUCUAACGAAUUAAAAAAUGAAGAAAGGAUAGAAGCAUCGAAUAGGAUAACAGAUGCAUCGCCUGUAUCAUCUGUAUAUCAAACAGAAAAUUCUCAAGUAGCAACUUUAACAAUAUCUAUAGAUGGGAAUAACGAGCAAACAACAACUUCUGCUUCGCAAAAUAUAAAUUCUAACGAUUCUAGAUUUAAAGAUCAGAUGAUGGAAAUGUGGAGUCAAGAAUCGGGAACAAGCUACAGCGAUGGUGUUUCGAUUAUCGCGAAUAUUAAUGUUGAAAUCAAUACUGUUCGGACUGAGAAUGAAACGAAUACUGUCGAUUCGAGUGUAGCGAAUACUCAAACAGCUUUACAUUCGACGAUAGAAAAAGUAGGAUCAACUGAAAGCUUAAGUCCCGAGUCAGAAACAACACUUAUCGAUGUAUCGAGUAAUAACGAAAAAGCUGAUACGGAUAAAGCAAAUGGUAUUUUGAAAAAUAAAUCAACUACCGAUGCUAAUGGAUGGACAAGUUCAGAUAACAGCGAAUCACCGACCGCAAGAAGAGACGAAGAAACGACGAUAAAUUAUCAAAUUGAUGAUUCGAUUGUGACAAGAAAAGAAGAGGAAGCUGAAGCGUCAAACUCGCAAACGACAAUUUUUCAUAGCGACAACAGCAACGAACAGAAUGUUAGCGUAAUUAUAGUCGAACCGAAUAAAAUUUUGAUAGAAGAUGAUAAUUUAAUUAUUAGCGAUAUUAAUGAACAAACAGAUUCAAUUGUUGAAAUGAUAAACGAUAAUGAAUCUACUACGAAAGCUGCACAAAUAAUAUUAUCUUUCUCUCAAACUGAAGAAUUUGAUAUAUUAAAAACGGAACAAUCAAACGAUGAUCAAUCUAAAACUAUCGAUUUUGUCAAUGUUAUCACAGAUAAUGGAAACAAUGGAAUUGAUGAUAAUUCCACCAGUAUUAAUGAAUCAACAAUCGAAAGAGAAGAAAUAAUGACAUUUUUGGAAAAUUUUACCGAUACCUUAACGGAGAUAACGACGACUCAAACAAUAUUUUCGCAAUUACCAGAAAUAAUUAUCGGAACUGGCGAUGAUAUAUUUGAAAAUAGAAAUGAUAAAAAUAUUCCUGAACUUACAACUUUGGAAAAUUUACAAACAACAUCAUUUUCCAUGCAAACUGAAAAAUCUAAUACAAGUGAAACGAAACGAUUAAUAAAAGGGGAAGCAUCGUCUAUCCAAACGGAAACAGAUUCAACCGCUUUCACAACUGAAAUAGAAGAAAUAGAAGCAUUUUCUUCGAAUAGUAAAAAUUCUACCAUUACGGAAGCAGAAUUGACAACUGUAAAAUUAUCUUCAAAGUUAGAAAGUGAAUUCACAACUUUAGAAAAUAUAGAAACAACAUCGUCUUUUCUUCAAACACUUUCGAAUAGAUCUGAAGCGAACGAACCGAUCGAAACAUCGAGUACUCGGACUGAAACGAUUCUUAUUAAUAACAGCACCGUUAUGUCGAUUAAUAUAAACGAUAGAACAAACAAAGCGAGCGAUAAUUUGAAAGAUGAUAAAAAAUCGACUAAUAGUAUCGAUAAAACAGAUAAACUUACAACUUUGAAAGAAAUCGAACCUGAUUAUUCGUCCACUAGUGGAUAUGAUAAUAUUACAGAAGCGAAAGCGCAAACUGUAAAACUAGAAAUAAUCAUUUCUGAUACCAAUGGCACUAAAACGGAUAAUUUCGUAAUCAUGGUUGAUAGUGGCAAUAUUUUCAAUGUAUCUGGCAAUAUGAAAAUAAAUUCCAAUGUUAAAGAAUCAAAUAUGCCAAUAACGGAUACUCAAAUAUAUAACACAGUGAUUUCAAAAGCAGUUACAUCAGCUGAACCAAUUGUAAAUUUAAAUCCCGAAUCUCCUGUAAAUGAAAUGCCUAUUUAGUAGGAAUAUCGGAUCCAUAGAAAGAAGUCCAAAGAAAGUCGAUAUUGAUUAAAAUUAUAAA
Messenger RNA from Apis florea (little honeybee), 3976 nucleotides. RefSeq lists its product as uncharacterized. Lineage: Eukaryota; Metazoa; Arthropoda; Insecta; Hymenoptera; Apidae. The record is from RefSeq and is a predicted model, not a curated record.